AUUUAUCAGAACUGUUAACACGAGUUCAAAAAAUGGGUGUAGGGAACAUAACCUUAAAAUAAAUAACAAAAAAAAAACACAUUUAGCCUCAACCUCUUCAUUUAUUUUAUUGUAUCAAACUGAAACAUUAUUGUAUUAUUAAACAUAUUUUUGUAUAUAAGAGACCUUGCCAAUUGGAUAAUCCUGUCUGAUCGAAAAUGACUUCUGAAAAACAUUUUCUGAAAAAUAUUUCGAAAAAAAUCACUUUUUCAAUCUUCACAAUCGAAUAGUGAAUGUGAAGAUUUAAAAAUUUUAUUGACUUGAUGAAACAAUCAAAAGGGAUCAAAGUGCUCCAAGUGAGGUGUUUAUUGUGUCAUGAAGCCUUGAGAUAUAGCAGAGACUAUACCCGACCCCUGAUUGAGCAUUUGAAAAGAAGACAUCCUUACAUAAACAUUGCGAGGCUACCAUCACUUCCUGAUUCCAGUGACCGUUUGUACAUGAGAACCAGCGUCGAAGGACUCGCGAAUCCUACUAUCAGCUCCUAUAUAGCUAUGGAAAAGGAACGAUCUUGGCAAGUCCUUGAAUCGAAAGAAAACGAACAACUGGCCUUUGAUUCUACUCUCAAGAAGGAAUAUACUACCCCUAUGCCUAGCAAACCAUGGAUAUUGGGUAGUGGCCGACUUCUGUGUACCAGGUGUGGCUGUCAAACGGAUCCAAUGCUAGAGAAAAAAGAUUCAACUUACAAUUCUUUUGGAAGGACGUGUUUUUUGUUAUGGUGCUGGCCUUUUUCGUUUAUGACGUAUAACUUUUGCGCAGAGAAGACCGUAAAGCUGUUCUGUAAGAAAUGCUCAUCCUAUUUGGCUACUUAUGACCUAAAAGAGAAAAGAUUGGUGCAUCGGCGACCUUUUAACCAUUCCCGGCAAGCCUCGUCUGUCGUCGCUAAGCUGUCAACAUCUGCCCCCAGCAUCAGCAUCCACUCUAACAGUUGGGAAAAAGUGAAAAAUGGCCAACUACCCCUCAGCCAUUCUUCCAUCAAGUAGUGAUUAUUAUUGCGAAAUAAAAAAAGCACUUUAUAAACUAA
Molecule: messenger RNA, 1060 nt
Organism: Nezara viridula (southern green stink bug)
Lineage: Eukaryota; Metazoa; Arthropoda; Insecta; Hemiptera; Pentatomidae
Source: the annotation of a GenBank genome assembly